Messenger RNA from Aphanomyces astaci, 1567 nucleotides. RefSeq lists its product as hypothetical. The record is from RefSeq and is a predicted model, not a curated record. The coding region runs from base 437 to 1417 and encodes 326 amino acids. NCBI's taxonomy places the organism in Eukaryota, Oomycota, Saprolegniomycetes, Saprolegniales, Verrucalvaceae. The transcript has 4 exons. Gene Ontology annotation, biological process: regulation of DNA-templated transcription. Gene Ontology annotation, molecular function: DNA-binding transcription factor activity.
GGUUGCAAUCGAGUCCCUACAGAAUUGCAUGAACUUUCGCGGCAGACAUGACCGACAUGAAUAAUCACGUUGACGGAAUGGAUGGCUCGACCUCGUUUUCGCAGCGACUUCAGGACGGAGAUCUGGCAACAUACUUCCUGGAGAACGCGGGUGGGUCCACGAAAGGCCCGUACGAAGAUGCAUCGCUCCGUCAUGUGUCGACGUCCCUCGGCUUAGCCAUGCCCAAGGCGACGCCGAUUGAUUUUUCGUUCAACCACAUGCCAUCGUCUGGGACGCCCAAGAACGAAAGUCCUGCGAUAUCAUACAACCGAAGGGGGUCGUCUGUGGAUCGCGGGAGUGCGGCUUCAUCAGACGGUGGCGACGGGCCUCACUCGCCUCGCUUUGGCGGCGACAACGACUUCGACACGGAGGACGAAAAGCGCCGCAAACGGUCUACAUGAUGAAUGAACUAUACAUCGAUCCUUCAUUCACCAAAUUACCGAAUGUUAGACUGGAACGGAAUCGGAUUUCCGCGCGGGACAGUCGGCGCCGCAAGAAGCAGUACUUGGAACUGCUGGAAGAAAAGGUCGCGCAGUUGACCGAAGACAUCGACGUGGCGCGCAUGGAGCACUUGGACACUGCCGACAAGACGAUCACGACCGUCAAGGCGCAGCUUGUCACGUCCUUGUACGAGAAACUCGCGCCUUUCCCGCCGAACGCGCCCCUGCCGCCGGACGUCGACGACGAGCUGCAGCAGGUGGCGCAAUUGCUCAAGGACCGAUACGGACCCAACUCGGAGGAACGGCAAGCUCUGAUCAAGUACCAUUUCAACCAACUCGACGGGCUGCUCUUGCCGCCCUACACAUGCUUCCUGCUGUGGAUGAGUUUGCAGGACGAUGCGUUUUACGCGCGCACGGCGCAGACGCCCGCGUCCGGCAAGAAGGCGGGGGACGUGUCCGAGCGCAAGGAAGUAGGCGGCAAAAAGGAUGGACUGUGGGCGUCGCUGUCAGCGGACAUCGCCAUGUCGUACGAUCAGGAAGAGAAGAUCAAGGGUCAUUACCGAGCCAACCAGGACAGUGCGCAGACCAAGAACGAGCGUCGGCGCAUCGCUGCGUCGUUGGUGCGAGGAAGAGCCAACGUUCAGCAGCUGCAAAAGAGCAUGGCGGCGCAGACAGCCGCGAUGCAAACGCAUGCCGAUUCGAUCCAUGCAAUAUUAACCCCCGAACAAGUGGUGCGAUACCAACACUGGGCGGCGCAACAUCGGGACCAGUACGGCGACAGACUGAAGGACCAAUCCAGCAAUAUGCAGCAGUUCCUCGAUACUUCUGCAGAAAGCAUCAGCGACGCACAUGCCGCGAUGCUUCGCAAGCCGGACCAUGAAAUGUCCGUGGAUGACGUGGCGGCGCUCCUGGCGUCCUUGGGGUCGGAGGACCUGUAGAUACAUGUAGUGCCCUCAAUGGCGACGGCGACGCUGUAGUACGUAAUAGAUGGUUGCCUUCGCCUUGGCGAAAAAAGAUUGCAGGGUGGGAAAAAUAGCCGUUACAGUUUGGAAUAAAAUAGUUUCGUGACGCUCUAUACUCCAUCCCAG